AUGACCAUUCUCAGACACGAUCUGGUGAUCGAGACUGGUGUCUUAUACCGUGUACAGCUCACCCUCUUCCUCUGUAUCUUGACGGCGGUGAUUUUGAGAUCAAUUUGUCAUUUGAGUGAUCACAGUUGUCCCAGUGAAAAGUGCAUCGACAGUUCAUCAGCCAUGAAGUCUGUUCUUUUGUUGCUUUUUGUCCUAGUCCUCGUGGCGAUAUCGCGCGCCGAAAUGAAUAGUGGCAUGAAGACUAAGCGAGCCUACACCUUAGGAUAUGGAUACGCCCACGCUCCCGUCUACGCUGCCCAUGCUCCUGUACUCCAUCAUGCUGUGGCUGCUGCACCUGUUGCAUAUCAUGCCCCUGUUGCCAAAUAUGCUGCAACUUCAUAUGUAUCCUCUGCAAUUAAUCACGCGCCGAUCAUCGCUGCAGCUCAUGCUCCCUAUGUUGCACAUGCUGCUCCUGUCGUUGCUCAUGCGGCUCCUGUUGUGGCUCAUGCUCCUGUUGUUGCCCAUGCAGCACCUCUUCUCAGCCAUACUUCCCUCUUGCAUCAUGAUCCCUAUCUUCCGGCUGCAAUUCAUCAUCCCUUGCCAUAUUACUACCAUCGUCGCUGA
Messenger RNA from Phlebotomus papatasi, 603 nucleotides. RefSeq lists its product as uncharacterized. The transcript has 3 exons. The record is from RefSeq and is a predicted model, not a curated record. Bases 1 to 603 code for a protein of 200 amino acids. NCBI's taxonomy places the organism in Eukaryota, Metazoa, Arthropoda, Insecta, Diptera, Psychodidae.